Molecule: messenger RNA, 1494 nt
Organism: Leptosia nina
Lineage: Eukaryota; Metazoa; Arthropoda; Insecta; Lepidoptera; Pieridae
Source: the annotation of a GenBank genome assembly
AUGUUUAAUAAACAUGUUAAAUUAACUGAUCCAGCUCUAUUUAAUCCUAUUAAUCGCAAUGUGGUCUAUCCAAGUGUAUCAGUAAAUCCAGCUGAACUGCGAGAAGUUAGCACCAACGUAGAAAUAGUGGAACUCAAUUCUUUUGAAGAUUACGAGGAAGAAAAGGACGCAGACAAAUUCAAAAUCGGUCAUCAGUGGUCUUACAUCGGUGAAGAUCUAUACCCGGAUGAAGAUGGCUACAAAACUAAUAAAAAGGCUAGAGAAAAAAGGCGUUUCAAUAAAGAUGGUGCUAUAAAUAGAACUGCAACUUACGAACGCUCAGAUCACAUCUAUCCUACUUUUUACACCUUAGACAAAGACUAUUCUAAUAAACAUGACUAUAAAGAAUAUCCUAACAGACAAGUUAAUUGCUUCACCAUUCCCAACAAUCUCAGAACACCGAGCACGUCAUCGGAUGACCAAGAAGAUAUUGAAAUAAUUCAAUGCGGCGAUACUAUCCCAAAACAUGAUUAUUGGAACGACUCUCAAGAAUCUUACGACGAAGUAUAUUUCUCACGAAAUUUGGACACCGACAAAAGAACGAUUUGGAUAUAUUCAUUUAAAAAUAAACGAAUACUUGCAGAAAAUGAUUUCCUGUUAACAAACAUACCAAGUAAGAAUUCAAGUACUAGCUCAACUGACGAUUUAGAAUUUGAGCCAACUAAAGAGAGUAACAGCGGUCGUAUAGCAACGCCAAUACCUUAUAUACCACGUCUCAAUUUGAACUUAACCUCCACCCUUCCGACAGUCACGGAAGUCCUAGAACCCACAAAGCGCCCCUCGUCAGCUGCAGAAGUGAAUAAUGCAAAUGAUAAUGUCUCCGCACACACCACACCAAGUAACACACCGAAAUGUGAUUUAAACCGUUGGACCUUCCUCUCCUCUAGAAUAAAAAUAAGGAAGACGAAAAUAAAUGAACUUCCUACCUCAGAUAGAGAUCAUACAUACUUUGAACCAGAGAUAAAAAUAAUCAACAAUCGACACAAUAAUGAUCUCAAUAAUACUAUAGAAGUUGUACAACAUUUAAAUGAAAAUAGCACAAGACCAAACGACGAUACUGUUAAUGAAGAUGGUGAUCCCCUUCAAAGGCCGCAUAUCAAGAUAUCACCUCAACCUAUAAUAAAAGGCAUCAAGAUAUCGGAUCCAAUAGAAAAACUGGAAGGGAACUGGAUUGGUGAGAAUAGAAAUGACAAACUAGAGCCUAUAGUAUAUGAUUGUGAUUUGAUAAGUCAAAACGAAGUUAAAAUUACGCCUAUCACCCGCGAUAAAGAUGAAGGAGCCACUAAUUUCUUCAUAAGAAACAUGCCACUGUUGAAACCAGCGGAAUGGAACGAAUACAUGGCAAUAACAGAUAGCAUGCCAUCAAUAGAACUUAGCAUUAUAACAGUAGAUGCGAAGAAAUCUUGGCUUAAAAGAAUAUUGAACUGUGUCAAAUGUUUUAGAAGGGAUAAAUAA